Plectropomus leopardus (leopard coralgrouper) is the source of this 513-nucleotide messenger RNA. The record is from RefSeq and is a predicted model, not a curated record. NCBI's taxonomy places the organism in Eukaryota, Metazoa, Chordata, Actinopteri, Perciformes, Serranidae.
GGCCCAAUGGGACCCCGCGGACCUCCUGGAUCUCCUGGUGCUAGUGGACCUCAGGGAUUCACUGGCCCCCCUGGUGAGCCUGGAGAGGCCGGACCUGCUGGUGCCAUGGGUCCCCGUGGCCCCGCCGGCCCCCCUGGAAAGAACGGAGAGGAUGGUGAGUCUGGCAAACCCGGUCGCGGCGGUGAGCGCGGACCUUCUGGCCCUCAGGGAGCUCGUGGUUUCCCAGGAACCCCCGGUCUGCCCGGCAUCAAGGGACACAGAGGAUUCAGCGGUCUGGAUGGAGCUAAGGGAGACGCUGGCCCCGCUGGUCCCAAGGGAGAGGCUGGAGCCCCCGGUGAGAACGGAACCCCCGGCGCCAUGGGACCUCGUGGUCUGCCCGGUGAGAGAGGCCGCGCUGGUGCUGCUGGAGCUGCUGGAGCUCGUGGUAACGAUGGUGCUGCUGGUGCUGCUGGACCUCCCGGCCCCACUGGCCCCGCUGGACCUCCUGGAUUCCCCGGUGGCCCUGGAGCCAAG